UGGAAAACCCUUUAAAUCUCAAGAUUGUCUUCUUUCCUUGAAGCUUUUCAACAAUGGCGGAACCCAAAAAGUAUAUCUCUUCAAAUGACCUCAAAACACAUAACAAACCAGGGGAUCUGUGGAUCUGUAUUCAGGGAAAGGUGUAUGAUGUUUCCGAUUGGAUGAAAACCCAUCCUGGUGGUGAUCUGCCAUUGUUGAAUCUUGCUGGUCAAGAUGUUACUGAUGCCUACGUUGCUCUUCAUCCUUCCACCGCUUGGCAACAUCUCGACAGGUUCUUUAAUGGCUAUUAUCUCAAAGACUACACUGUCUCUGAGAUCUCUAAAGAUUACAGAAAGCUCUAUUUGGAGUUUACGAAAAUGGGUUUGUUUGAAAAGAAAGGUCAUGGGGUUUUGAUAUCCAUGGUGUUCAUCGCAAUGCUGUUUUCGAUUUGUGUUUAUGGUGUUUUAUGCAGCAAAAGUGCUUUUGUUCAUUUGAUUUGUGGUGGAUUACUGGGGUUUCUUUGGAUUCAAAGUGGUUGGCUUGGUCAUGAUUCCGGCCAUUAUCAGAUCAUGAUGGAUCGGAAAUCGACUCGAUUUGCUCAGAUCUUGACCGGAAAUUGUCUCGCCGGAAUUAGCAUCGGCUGGUGGAAAAGAAACCAUACUGCCCACCACAUUGCUGUCAACAGUCUUGAAUACGAUCCAGACCUUCAACACAUGCCGGUUUUCGUGGUGUCUUCCAAGUUUUUCGAUUCCAUCACUUCGAAAUACUAUGAAAGAAAGUUGAACUUCGAUUCGGUAACUCGAUUUCUCGUUAGCUACCAGCAUUACACAUAUUAUCCAGUUAUGUGCGUAGCUCGACUUAAUCUUUUCGCUCAGUCGUUCGUGUUGCUUUUAUCGAACAAGAAAGUGUCGAAAAGAGGGCAAGAGCUUUUCGGGCUUCUAGUCUUUUGGAUUUGGUACCCUUUGCUGAUAUCUUUCUUACCGAAUUGGCAAGAACGAGUGAUGUUCGUGUUGGCGAGCUUUUCCGUCACCGGGAUCCAACAUGUUCAGUUCACGUUAAACCAUUUCUCGUCCACGGUUUACGUGGGCGAACCAAGUGGGAACGAUUGGUUCGAGAAGCAAACCAACGGCACGCUCAACAUCGACUGUUCAGCAUUCAUGGAUUGGUUCCACGGCGGUCUUCAGUUUCAGAUCGAACACCAUCUCUUUCCGAGACUGCCGAGAUGCCACCUUCGAAAAAUCUCGCCGUUUGUGAAGGAGUUGUGUAAGAAACAUGGUUUACCGUACGAUUCAGCCUCGUUUUUCAAGGCGAACGAGAUGACGAUUGCGACACUGCAAACCGCGGCUCUACAGGCUCGUGACUUGACCAAACCGGUCCCAAAGAAUCUGGUCUGGGAAGCCGUAAACAGUCACGGCUAACCGUGAGGGCCAAAUGGGUGGUUCGUUUGGAUGGUUAUUUAUGCUUAUGGAAUGUAUUUGUUCGUAUAAUAGUGUCGUUUGUUUUGAUUUUAGAUUCAACUUCAUUCUUUGGUUAUCCAAGGUAAAUCGUUGUUCUACUUGUUUUGUAACGGGUUCAAUAAUUCGGGUCAUUUUUGACCCGGUUCAUGGUUUGUAAACGGAGGUGGAUCCAUGGUCUUACUUUUGGUAAGCAUAAGAUUUAGUGAAAAUGAUCAAAUUUUGUUUGCUUUUGGUCU
Molecule: messenger RNA, 1672 nt
Organism: Cynara cardunculus var. scolymus (artichoke)
Lineage: Eukaryota; Viridiplantae; Streptophyta; Magnoliopsida; Asterales; Asteraceae
Product: acyl-lipid (9-3)-desaturase-like
Exons: 1
Coding region: 54-1397 (447 amino acids)
Biological process (GO): lipid metabolic process
Cellular component (GO): membrane
Molecular function (GO): oxidoreductase activity, acting on paired donors, with oxidation of a pair of donors resulting in the reduction of molecular oxygen to two molecules of water
Source: RefSeq, a predicted model, not a curated record